Molecule: messenger RNA, 1173 nt
Organism: Diaporthe amygdali
Lineage: Eukaryota; Fungi; Ascomycota; Sordariomycetes; Diaporthales; Diaporthaceae
Exons: 2
Coding region: 1-1173 (390 amino acids)
Biological process (GO): proteolysis
Molecular function (GO): aspartic-type endopeptidase activity
Source: RefSeq, a predicted model, not a curated record
AUGUUGUUCGCCGGAAUCCUAUCUAUUGCUGCCGUCGCGGUGUCCGCGGCGCCGCUUGAGAACAGGGCUGAGACGAUCGUUUUGCCGUUGAAGAAACACUCCAACGUCACGUCGAUCAACAACAUUGUCCAGAAGGGUCAUGCUCGCAUCAGCGCGAUCAACGGCGAGCAGUCCGCCCCUGCGACCCGUGCCGCUGAUGCCAGCUCUGGCACGGUCACCAACGAGGACGUCAGCUAUGUCGCCCCUGUCUCGAUCGGUGGCACGUCUUAUGAUCUCAUUGUCGACACUGGAUCUUCAAACACCUGGUGCGGUGCUCAAAGCUCCUGCGAGAAAAGUUCGACCGGCAAGUCUACGGGCGGUACAGUCUCUGUCAGCUACGGCAGUGGCUCGUUCUCUGGCACCGAGUACACAGACACGGUCAGCUUCGGCGGCCUCACUGUUUCAUCCCAGUCGAUCGGCGCCGCUUCCACCUCCUCGGGCUUCUCCGGUGUAGACGGCAUCAUCGGUUUUGGCCCGGUCGGUCUGACCGAGGGUACCGUGUCGAACGCCAACACCGUCCCGACUUUCUUGGAUAACCUUAAGAGUCAGGGGUCCAUUUCGACGGAAGCCCUCGGUGUUUACUUCAAGCCGGAGUCCGGAAGCGACACCGACGAUGCAAACGGCGAGCUCACCCUCGGCGGCACCGACACUUCGAAAUACACUGGCACGCUCACCUACUUUUCGAAGCUUACGAGCGGAACUGCUUCGGCAUACUGGGGCAUCUCCAUUGCCAAAUUCACGUACGGCUCGACGACACUUGCGUCGAGUGCCUCAGGCAUUGUCGACACUGGCACCACACUGAUCUAUAUCCCAAGCGCGGCCUACUCCAAGUUUCUCUCCGCCACCGGUGGCUCGACCGACAGCUCAUCUGGGCUUGCUGUCUUCAGCACAAAGCCGACUUCGAACUUUGGCAUCACAUUUGGCUCCACGACUUACACUCUUACGCCAGCGCAAUAUCUGGUUCCAACCGCCCAGUAUAGCGUCUUUGGUCUGACUUCCGGCAAGUACUACGCCUGGAUCAACGAUGGUGGCAGUUCAGGUGUCAACACCAUCAUUGGCCAAAAGUUCCUGGAAAACUACUACUCCGUCUACGAUACUACAAACUCGCGCAUCGGCUUCGCCACUGCUGCCUAG